Molecule: messenger RNA, 1930 nt
Organism: Dendrobium catenatum
Lineage: Eukaryota; Viridiplantae; Streptophyta; Magnoliopsida; Asparagales; Orchidaceae
Product: thioredoxin reductase NTRC
Exons: 10
Coding region: 131-1684 (517 amino acids)
Biological process (GO): removal of superoxide radicals
Cellular component (GO): cytoplasm
Molecular function (GO): thioredoxin-disulfide reductase (NADPH) activity
Source: RefSeq, a predicted model, not a curated record
GAUAACAUCAUAAAGGCGCUGUUAUUGGAAUUUCUUGACUCCUUCGAUUUCCUCGAGGUGCAUCCUCACUUCUCCAUCUCAUUUUCGGUUCUGUCAUCACUCUUUCAAUCCUUUGCAUGUUCUGAGGCCAAUGGUGGCGCUUCGUUUGGGGAUGGCGGCUGUUUCGGCGGCCGCACCUCCUCCUUCCUCCUCUCUUAUCGGAAUCCGCAGCCGCACCCUCUGCCUUCACCCAUUCCCGCGCCGUAGCUUCCCUGGCGGCGGGCGGAGUCAUCUCUGUCCGCUGAAUGUGUCGUCUAAUGAUGAGGGUACGAGUUCCUCGGUCGUAGCUUCUUUUAAGGGAGUUGAGAAUGUGGUUAUCAUAGGAUCAGGACCAGCUGGAUACACAGCAGCAAUUUAUGCUGCUCGUGCCAAUUUAAAACCGUUAGUUUUUGAAGGUUUUCAAGUUGGUGGUGUUCCAGGGGGCCAGCUAAUGACGACCACCGAGGUUGAAAAUUUCCCUGGUUUUCCUGAUGGAAUCAGUGGUCCAGAUUUGAUGGACAGGAUGCGGAAGCAAGCUGUGCGUUGGGGUGCAGAGCUUUUCCAAGAAGAUGUGGAAUUUGUUGAUGUAAGAAGCAGGCCUUUUAGCAUCAAGAGUAGUGAACGUGAGGUAAGGUGCCAUAGUAUCAUUGUUGCAACCGGCGCUACUGCAAAAAGGCUUAGGUUACCACGUGAAGAUGAGUUUUGGAGCAGAGGGAUAAGCGCUUGUGCUAUAUGUGAUGGUGCAUCACCAUUGUUUAAGGGUCAAGUUCUUGCUGUUGUUGGUGGUGGUGAUACUGCUACUGAAGAAGCAUUGUACUUAACCAAGUAUGCUCGUCAUGUACAUUUACUAGUUCGUAAUAAUCAGCUACGAGCAUCCAAAGCUAUGCAAGACAGAGUACUCAACAGUCCGAAUAUUACCUUGCACUUCAAUACAGAAGCUGUGGAUGUCGUCAGUAACAGCAAAGGCCAAAUGUCUGGUGUAUUACUUAGAAGAUUUGACACAGGGGAAGAGUCAGUUUUGGAUGCCAAAGGUCUAUUUUAUGGUAUAGGACAUUCUCCAAACAGCCAGAUAUUAGAAGGUCAAGUUGAACUUGAUAGCUCAGGGUACAUAUUUGUCAAAGAUGGUGCAUCAAAAACUUCUGUUGAAGGUGUCUUUGCUGCUGGUGAUGUUCAGGAUCAUGAAUGGAGGCAAGCCGUAACUGCUGCUGGAUCUGGUUGUGUUGCUGCUCUAUCUGUUGAGAGAUAUCUAGUGGCCAAUGAUCUUCUUGUUGAAUUUCACCAGCCUGUAACAGAAGAGGUAAAGAAGGAACUUACAGAGAAGGAUGUAGAAUGGCAUUUUGAUGUGUCACUUACGAAACACAAGGGCCAGUAUGCAUUGCGGAAAUUGUACCAUGAAAGCCCUAGGCUAAUUUGUGUGCUUUAUACGGCUCCAACUUGCGGCCCAUGUAGAACAUUGAAACCAAUUUUAAGCAAGGUAAUUGAUGAAUUUGAUCAGGAUGUGCAUUAUGUUGAGAUUGACAUUGAGGAAGAUCCAGAAAUUGCUGAAGCAGCAGGAAUUAUGGGAACACCUUGUGUACAGUUUUUCAAAAAUAAAGAAAUGAUAAGGACUGUCCCUGGCGUGAAAAUGAAGAAGGAAUAUAAAGAAUUUAUAGAAGCAAAUAAAUGAGAUUGCUGGCAGGCACGGGUUCAUUUCCAAUUAUUUGUGACUUAGGAGAGUUUGUUUGUCUCAAUUCAGUUUGCUUCUUGUUCCAAGCUACCAUUUUUUUAUUGGAUUUAGUUUCUAAACCAGUUAUUCUUUUUCUUUUGCAAUGCUAGUUAAAAUCUCUGAAAUUGUAAACCUUUUGUUUUUAUCCUUCAUAAACAGCUUUUUUCGACCCCCUUAUAAAGCUAGUUCGGAGUACUUUCUGAAAAA